AUGGAGUUCUUUUCCCGCUUGACUCCUUUCGAGGAGCGGGUCUGGGAGAUAGUCGAGGGGGCUUUUGCUCUCGGGGAUAGGAUUGCCCACCAGGUCUUCAGAGCUACUGGAGACGCUGCCGGUGGCACAUGCGAGGCUCUCUUCUCCCCUCUCUGCGAGUCCGCCCCCCUCUCGCAGUCUUCUCCUCUCUCCAGCAGCCAGGUUGUUGAGGCCCUCGCAAGCAGCGCCCUUCCACAGGAGCAGCACACUUGCGAGAUGAGUUGGUCCCUGCUCUGGAGAAAGACGAGCUGGUUGCUUCACAGUUGCUUGCGAGCGCUGAGCUGUGCGAGCGGGGCUUGUGUGGCGCCACUGAGGGGGCACUGCCUGCGGGUGGGGACAGAGGAGGGUGCAGGCAGUGGGAGGUCUCAAAGUUUGGUUUUGGCAGAGCCCAGCGGAGACGCCUGCCACUUUGAGAGGCUGGACAGGGGGUGCGUGUACGAAUUCUUGCAGAAACUCUCAAACACGCACCUCAAGGUUUGUUCUCUAGUGUGUCGCGAGUGGUUGGAAGUUUCUAGCGAGGCGCGGCACACCAUGACUCUAGAGAGAGCCCCCCACAGUGCUGCGUUGCCUGUCCUGCUUCACCGCUUCUCCCAGCUGAGGAUCAUCAAGAUUUGGGAUGAGGCUGCUGUGGCGUGCCCAGACGAUGCUUUUGUGAACCACCUGGCUCGGCAGACUCUGUUGGAGCAGCUUGAUGUGAAAGGCUGCGGGGCUCUCUCUGAUGCGGGGCUGGGUGCGGUGCUGAGGGGUUGUCCAGGAUUGCGCAGUCUGGUCCUGAGACAAUGUCCGAAAGUCAGGGGGCGGGGCUUUGAGGGGCUCCGGUGCAAGCUCGAGGUGCUGGAGCUGGACUCCUGUGACGCGGUGACUGACGACGGCAUCGGAUCAAUCGCAGGAGCCUGCCCAGGACUGGUGCGUCUUGUCGUUAGAAUGGGGUCAGAGGAUACCGACCUUCUGGCUGAGGGCCUCGAGCAGAUAGCAAAGAGGUGCCCUGGGCUGAGGGAGCUCAUUCUGCACGCCAGCUGGGUGAAAGACAAGACUCUCCAAGCUUUCGCUGCCGGCUGCCCCGGCCUGUCUUGCGUGGAGCUUUCGUGCGAGCAUGGCGUCAGCGACGAGGGAGUGUCUGUUCUGACGUCGCGCUGCCACCAGCUCCGGACCUUGGGCCUAAUCAACAACCCCUGGCUUUUCUUCGUUCCUCGCAGCAGGUCUGGUCUCCAAUUGAAGACACUAAAACUUGGCUGGUUUACCGACACCCUGGACUCCGUGCUGCGGCGCGUCUCUGAGGAAGUGGGUUUGGAGGAAUUGCUGAUCAUGGGUUGUCCUAAACUGACGGAUACUACCGUUGAAAAGAUUCUAGGUAACUGUCAACAAUUGAAGAGGCUAGGGCUGCAAAACAACGAGCGCCUCACUCCUGGUGUGUUGAGAGCUCAUUCUAAGUGCGGCAGUAAAGCUUUGCUAGAAAUAAGGGACUGCAAGGGCAUCGAUCCAAGCACUCUGUUGCAGCAGAUGCCGGUCUCGCUCGAUGUACAGAUAACUUAAACAGAGAAACUGAUAGUUGCAAUGAACAGUUUAGCUUAUUUGAAAGCUUAUUUAAUCAGUAACCAGUCUUAGAUCCUUUGAUAGAAUGGGCUCGUAGGAAUCUGCGUAGCUAUCGUAGAUGUUUUUGGACGAACCGCAUUUUGUCUUUGACGCGUCAAAGGUAGUUGCAACACUUAUAGGGCCAGGUCUAAGAGUGGCAGCCUUUCUUUGCAUGCAGACAGUAGUAGAUUGAUCGUUAUAAGUACAGUGUAUGUUUUGAACCGCCAUUGAAUAUGUGCUAAACGUGAGCAACGUUUUCAUUUGUGC
This is a messenger RNA of Klebsormidium nitens, 1878 nucleotides long. NCBI's taxonomy places the organism in Eukaryota, Viridiplantae, Streptophyta, Klebsormidiophyceae, Klebsormidiales, Klebsormidiaceae. The record is from the annotation of a GenBank genome assembly.